Mollisia scopiformis is the source of this 1008-nucleotide messenger RNA. RefSeq lists its product as uncharacterized. The record is from RefSeq and is a predicted model, not a curated record. Lineage: Eukaryota; Fungi; Ascomycota; Leotiomycetes; Helotiales; Mollisiaceae. The transcript is spliced from 2 exons. Bases 1 to 1008 code for a protein of 335 amino acids.
AUGGCUCCUCUUACUCUUCCAUCCAAGAAGCUCGACCGCGCUUACGAAGCUGUCGUCAAGCCCAUCCGCAAUUCUCCUCAUCAAUUCCCUAAUGAAUUCCCUGCCAAGGUCACGGAUACAGAUGAAGACCGCGAGGAAUAUCUCAAGAUGAGCUUCUUCUAUCACAUGAACCGCCCACAUACUCCUCAUCGCCCUCAACUGUCAUAUCCAGAAGUUAUCUUACGUCUGAAAGAUGUCCUUGAAGAGGUUCUCAACCAAGAGCGAGGCUACAAGAUGGCUAUUAGCACCCUUGAUGGCAGCGACGAAGAAAGCUCGGAUGUGGAUGAAGAAGAAGAGCUUGAGGACGAGGAGGGCGGCAACCGCGACGAUGAAGCCAUGGUAGAGGAUAUAGAAGAGCAUCAAGACCAUAAGGAUCUUGUGCCUGACGGAUCUGAGGGUGAUGAGUCUGAUCAUGAUGAGAAUAGUUCGGGCAGUGAGGUUGAGGAGGAUGAAAAUGACGAGAGUUACGAGAAUAGCAUCGUCGACGAAGCAACCAUGGUGGAGGACGAUGAAGAGCAUCAAGAGGAUGAGGAGGUUGGAAACAACAAGACCGGCAACAACGAUAGAAACUCCAGCAUUGGCGAAAGCUCUAUGGGAGCAGGUCGCAAGGACAAGAAUCGGAAGGCGAAGGGAGGUCCAAACAAAGUAAACAACAUCAAAAAGGGCAACAGUCUUCGACCCAAGCCAGACGGAGUGCCAGCACUGGUUAAGCGCUUCACAAGCUCCUUGGAGGAGGCAGCCAAAGCCUUAGGUAUCACCAAAAAGGCCGCUGCCGCAAGAGCUGUAAAUCUAGCUACAUUUCCUCACUGUACGAAGUGCAAGGGUCGAAAGGUCGGCUGCAACCGCAGACUGUGGGGUCAUUGCCAGAAUUGCCGAAAUGACGAGCAAUGCAAGCCUGAGCUUGAGCGUUAUAGAACCGCGAGAGGCAUCUUUGGACAAAUGAGCAAAGAGAUGGUGUACGAGAUAUGA